GAGCUUCCGUUCCGUUCUCCUUCCUUGUUGAUCCCUGCGGUCUUCAUUGAGCAAUAGUUGUGACUUUUAGACUUUUGGUUUUCGAAAGCAGUGGUGAUACGUAGGCCUAUGUUAGGAAUGUUUUUGUUCCACUUUAGAACACCGACAAGGUAAGCAGGACAGUCAUUUUUUGGGAAACCUAUCGUUCCGCUUCGAAACGCGAUGGCAUCUGACAGUCUUCUGCAGUCUGGUCAGCAACCUUUCUGACGGCUAAUGGAGUUCCAGGAGUUGCUGCUGCAGGUGGAGCAGUCUCUCAGUAAGACUGAUGCCCAGGGACUUGUGUUCCUUUCCGUUGAUCUCCUUGGUCGUGAUCUAAGCUCUCUGUCCUCUACCGGAGAGCUGUUCAGCUUGCUAAUGGACAAUGACUUCUUGUCUAGCGAGAAUACUUCUUUACUCACAGAGCUGCUUCACACUUGUCAUCGGCAAGAUUUGAUACGGCAAUUGGGCCUCCGAACAGAUCAGCAGCCAGGGGAAAGCCUCAUUGGGCCCUACAGAAAGCUCCUCUUUGAACUGUCUGAAAACAUCACUGAGAAAGACCUUAAAAGCAUGAAGUUUUUGCUGUUCAAAACUCUACCUCGCAGCAAACUGCAUGACAAAAUGACUACUCUUCAACUUCUGAUGGAGUUGGAGAAAGAGGAUCUUUUGAGCAGCGAAAAUUUGGACAUUUUGAAGAAAUGCCUAUCAUCUGUCUGCCCCAUCUUGACAAAAAGAAUUGACCAAUUUAAAAGAGAAACUGAUCGAAGUUCAAAUCAACUGCCAAAUCAAAUGAACAUAGACCACAUAUUCCAAGAAACAGCAGCAGGAAAAAUUAGCGUGUCAGAGAUGGUAGUUGGUUCACAGGACGCAUUAAGUCAGCAUCCAUCCAGCAUUUCUUUUGACGAGCCUCGUCCACCAUCAUGUUUCUGUAAAGAGCUCUCCCCUUCAACGGAGGAAUCUGGAAUCGUAAGAAAUUCUGAACAUCCAGAGUCCUUGAUUGCCCCAACAGAAGAACUAGAAAGUCUGAGUCUUAGCAGCACUGACAACAGUGAGGUGCAGAGCUCUCAUUUCUCUGUCUCUGUCCCUGUGGAUCUUAAACAAAGCAGUCACAAUGUCAUGGACCUGCCAAAAUAUGACAUGAAGGGGGAUAAAAGAGGCGUCUGCUUAAUCAUAAAUAAUCAUGAGUUCUCAAAAUCUGUCACGCCACUUGGUAACAGAGAUGGAACCCAAUUUGAUGAAACGAGGUUGAAGGAGGUGUUUGAGUGGCUGGGCUUUGAGGUAGAGGUCCGGCGGGAUUGCACCAAGCAGCAAAUACUGUGCCUGCUGAAGGAGGUCAGCAGGAGGGAUCACUCCCAGGUGGACUGCUUUGUGUGCUGCGUGCUCAGCCACGGCCUCAACGGCACCAUCUACGGAGUGGAUGGAAACCAGGUCAGACUUCAGCAGUUCACGGAGCUUUUCUCAGGGCACCUCUGCCCCUCCUUGAAGGAGAAGCCCAAACUCUUCUUCAUCCAGGCGUGCCAGGGCCAUAAAGAGCAGCAAAUCGUCUUCCUCCAGACUGAUGGUCCCAGGUCUCUCUCCAGUGAUGCAGGAGCAAACUCCAUUCCAGCUGAUGCAGACUUCUUGCUAGGCAUGGCAACCACACCAGAGUAUGCCUCUUUCAGGGACAGAAAGGAGGGCACAUGGUUCAUUCAGUCUCUAUGUGAAAAGCUGCAAUUACUGGUGCCUGAGGGCGUUGACUUACUCACCAUCCUGACAGAAGUGAACAAUGAUGUAAGCAAGAAAGCAUAUGGUAUCAAAAAGCAAAUGCCCCAACCAGUGUACUCACUACGGAAGAGACUCAUUUUUCCCAUCCCUAGCAGUCCACGGCCCUGUCGCCCAGCAAAAAAAACAAUUGUAUCAUGAAAGAGCAGAAUUAUGAUUUAUAAAAAAAAUCUUACAAAAACA
Messenger RNA from Alosa alosa (allis shad), 1959 nucleotides. It is a transcript of the gene casp10, whose product is annotated as caspase 10, apoptosis-related cysteine peptidase. Gene Ontology annotation, molecular function: cysteine-type endopeptidase activity; protein binding. Lineage: Eukaryota; Metazoa; Chordata; Actinopteri; Clupeiformes; Clupeidae. The transcript has 13 exons. Gene Ontology annotation, biological process: proteolysis; negative regulation of extrinsic apoptotic signaling pathway via death domain receptors. The record is from RefSeq and is a predicted model, not a curated record. The coding region runs from base 253 to 1917 and encodes 554 amino acids.